AUGCCUCGGGGCUUCCUGGUAAAGCGAACUAAACGGACAGGCGGCUCGUACCGAGUGCGCCUAGCACAGCGGGUCUUGCCCCUGCUGGGGCCCCAGGGGGCGCCGCCAUUCCCCGAGGAGGCUUCCAGUGCCCCUCAGCCCUGUGCGGAACGGACGGGACCCCCAACCCCGGAGGAGGAGGCGGCCCGCGAGCUGUCGGGGUCGUCCUGUAGGGCGGCUGGGGUGAGCCCAGGGGUGGGCGGGCGGGAAGGCGCGGAGUGGAGGGCGGAUGGCCGGGAGGGUCCCGGGGCCAGCCCCAGCCCCACGAAGCCAGCGGGCGCGGAGCUGCGCCGGGCGUUCUUGGAGCGCUGCCUCAGCUCUCCCGUCUCCGCUGAGUCCUUCCCCGGGGGCACCGCCACCGUGGCCGCUUUCUCCUGCUCGGUGGCGCCAGCAGCAGCACCGACCUCGCGGGAGCAGUUCCUGCUGCCGCUCCGGGCACCGUUCCCGGACCCCGCGCCUCUCUCGGCCUCCCUGCACGGCCUGAAGCGGGCCACCAGCGGCGAGCGCUGCGCCAAGGCACUUCCGGGCUGCACGUCUGGGCCCGCGGCCGCCGGAGUCAAGAAGCCAAAAGCCAUGAGGAAGUUGAGCUUCGCCGAUGAAGUCACCACAUCCCCUGUGCUGGGCCUGAAGAUCAAGGAGGAGGAGCCCGGAGCGCUGUCCCGGGGCCUGGGGGGCAGCCGCACGCCUCUGGGGGAGUUCAUCUGCCAGCUGUGCAAGGAGCAGUACGCAGACCCCUUCGCGCUGGCUCAGCACCGUUGCUCCCGCAUCGUGCGCGUCGAGUACCGCUGUCCCGAGUGCGACAAGGUCUUCAGCUGCCCUGCGAACCUCGCCUCCCAUCGCCGCUGGCACAAGCCGCGUCCCGCAGCGGCCAAUGCCGCCACAGUCUCCUCAGCCGACGGGAAGCUGCCCGCUUCGUCGACCUCGUCCUCCCCGGAUUCCGGGGCUGUUGCAUCUUUCCUGGCGGAGGGGAAGGAGAACAGCCGGGCAGAGAGAACUGCGGAUCAGCACCCGCAGGCCGGGGACAGCUCCGGGGCGGAGCAGCACCGGGACAGCGCCUCAUCACAAGGCCUCCAGGUGUUGUCCCACCCCGAGCCUUCGCUGCCUCAGGUCCCCUAUACGGCGGGAGUGUUGGGGCGCCGGGUGCCUGAGCCGGGCGGGGUCAGUGCUGCCGGGGGACCCGAGAUCUUCGUGUGCCCAUAUUGCCACAAAAAGUUCCGUCGCCAAGCCUAUCUGCGCAAGCACCUGGCCACUCACGAGGCGGGCUCGGCCCGCGCGCUUGCCCCGGGCUUUGGCUCCGAACGCGCCGCCCCACUCGCCUUCGCUUGCCCGCUGUGCGGGGCGCACUUCCCGUCGGCAGACAUCAGGGACAAGCACCGGCUGUGGCAUGCGGUCCGCGAGGAGCUGCUCCUGCCCGCUCUGGCCGGGGCGCCUCCUGAAGCACCGGGCCCAGGAGGGGAGUCCGACGGGAGUGCUCAGCAAAUUUUCUCGUGCAAGCACUGCCCGUCCACUUUUUUUAGCUCCCCAGGCCUGACCCGGCACAUCAAUAAGUGCCACCCCUCAGAAAGUCGGCAGGUACUGCUGCUGCAGAUGCCAUUGCGGCCGGGCUGUUGA
Molecule: messenger RNA, 1650 nt
Organism: Kogia breviceps (pygmy sperm whale)
Lineage: Eukaryota; Metazoa; Chordata; Mammalia; Artiodactyla; Physeteridae
Gene: INSM2
Product: INSM transcriptional repressor 2
Exons: 1
Coding region: 1-1650 (549 amino acids)
Biological process (GO): neuron differentiation; negative regulation of transcription by RNA polymerase II; regulation of cell cycle process
Cellular component (GO): nucleus; transcription repressor complex
Molecular function (GO): RNA polymerase II cis-regulatory region sequence-specific DNA binding; DNA-binding transcription repressor activity, RNA polymerase II-specific
Source: RefSeq, a predicted model, not a curated record